UUUUCGAGCGAAACAAAUGAUAAACAAAUAAUAUCAACAAAAUUGAAAAUUCGGAUGUUACAUUUCAAAUAGUUUAAACGAAAAAGAAGUAGUUUUGCUUUCCUUCCGCGUAUAUUACGUGUAUUAAAAAAUUAGUUGUUAUAAUCAAUCCGGUAACCAGCUGCUUGGAUAGGAAUGUUACUGAAAUUUCACGCAUUUAUAUGUAAAAUUAUUACAACCACUAUCGCAUCUUCGAUAUCAAUUGCCCCUCUUAGGAAAAAGCAAAUAUGCCGAAUAAAAGAAAGGUAAAUAUGAAAAGUGCCAUUACACUCGGCUAAUCAGUUGAUACAAAGCCCCAGCAAAGUAGCUAAGUAGACAGACUGUCGAUAUAGAUAUAUAGUAUAGUAGAUUGGUGGUGGCGCACCUCUUUCUCACUUCGUUCUAUGCAGCUGUUGUAUGCGUGGCGGCAGUGUGGCCACUGCCGACCAGUACCGACGGAAGGAAGAGAGACGAAUACAAAGCAUUAAUGCUCUCACAACAUUGCCUAAUAGUCAGUCUGAGUUAUAGUGAGCGCGUUGACGUGUACUAGGUAGCAUCGUCGUAGUCGCGGUACAAAUCUAACCUUCAAAAAAGUGUCAGUCUUGGUCGUCGACGGUGCGCGCAACACAUUGGUCGCCUCGUUCGGAACAAUUGAAAUUCUGACUGGAGAGUGCACGGAUUUAUAACAGGUGUGGCGGCGGUGCGACAGAGCAGAGACGGAGAGCACGAGAGAAUAACGAUAACACAAAAUGGCCGAAAGUACAAAGUCGGAAACCGGCGGCACGGAGAGCGGUGAUAGCUUCCUCGGGAACUUCGUUAGCGAGGUCAUAAGUAGCCCUGUAAACCUCGCGCUCGUCGCUAUCAUUGCACUCCUUGUCUACAAAAUUUUCAAGAGCCGAACGAAGGUACACGAGCCACCAUUCCAAAUCAAAGAGCUGCCAAAAAUCCGCCGGGACUUCACAGUCGAAGAACUCAAGGAGUACGAUGGCACUCAAACUGAUGGCCGAAUCCUCGUCGCCGUCAAUGGCAAUGUGUACGACGUCACCAAAGGAGCUAGAUUCUAUGGACCUGGUGGACCUUAUGCUGCUUUUGGUGGACGAGAUGCUAGCCGAGGCUUAGCUACAUUUUCUGUUGUUCCUGGCAAGGAUGAAUAUGAUGAUCUCAGUGAUUUAGACACAGCAGAAAUGAACUCUGUUAAAGAAUGGGAGGAACAAUUCAAAGAGAGAUACGAUUACGUUGGCAAACUGCUGAAACCCGGCGAGGCUCAUACAAAUUAUUCGGACGAAGAAGAAGAGGGCAGCACACAGGAUAAUGAUUCAAAAGCCAAAACCGAAUGACCGCGUAAAAUCGCGAGCAGAAUAACAUUUUUAAUGAACACGGCGCGCACAUUGUUGUUAUACGAAAUUAUCGAAGUAUCGAUUAUGAGCAAAUUAGUGAUUGUUCAACUGAAUGUUACGCUGCUGCACGUUAUUCAAAUGUAAAGCAAAUGAAAGAAAAAAUGACAAAAGCAAGAAAACAAAAAAAUAACGUCUGUUGAGUGAGUUGAGAAGUACAUAAGUAUGCUGAGUGCUAAUAUUACGAUUCUUCAUUCAAGUGUUGCGAUUUCGUGCGGAUAUUUUCUUUUUAUAUGCUCAUAUAUAUAUAUAUAUAUAUAUAUAUAAACGCUGGCUAGGAAAAUGUUUUUGAAAUCUACAGACAGAAGUCAUUCAUUACCUGUUUAUAGCAUGAACAAUUAAUAAGCUUAAGCAAAUUAAUGACGUUGCAGGUAAUAUACGAAUGAGUAAUGACUAGAUUUCAGAAAAAUUUUCAUUUAUGGGGCUAUCAAGCAGACCAAAAGUGCGUUCGAAAUGAAUGCAAUUUUUACUAUUACUAUAAAAUUUUGAACAAUUAUACCUUUUUAGGUUAUGCAUUAUUUUUCUGUGAAAUAAAUGUAAUAAUGUUCUUUAUUCUUUUUUUUUAAUAAAUUUUUUGGUUAAAGGAUUUUUAUGGUGUGAUUGUUAAAACGAAUGUAAUACUGUUCCUGCUCAGGAAAAUUAAGUAUAUCUAAUUAAAGUGAGAUAGCAUUGCAAAAAUAUUUUGCACUGGUACAUGAGUUUUGUGAAAAUAAAAUGAAUAUUUUUAUUACAUAAACUGUAUAAGUUAACGUGUUUUUGUCCAUAUUGAAUUUGUAUAUAUAAUAGAGAAGAUUUGUAUGAACAACUAUAUUUUUAUGCGUUCUAUUCGCAUUGCAUUUAUUGAGGUUAUUGCGAAAUUUGUUAUACAAAAUUUUAUAAAAUAGAGACAAAUAUGUAGUUUUUUUCGUACAAAUCUUGAUGUAACUAUGAAAAUAAAUGUGUUAGAAUCUAUGUAAGUGAUCGGUAUUACAGAUCGUUUUAUUCCACUUAAGUAAUAUAAGAUUGGUCUUCUUACUGACCACUUGUGCUUUGCUUUCUUCCAAUGAAGUUAGAAAUUAAUUGCUUAAAUUUCAACAUAACACAUGAAUUUAUAAAUGCUAAAUUGUAGCACACAUAACUAAAAGAAAAACGAAAAUAAAUGAAAUGUUUGGAACAUGAAAAGGAAUAAUUUAUAUCUAUGUGUGUAUAUAUGAUAUAAAUAAUUACACCAUAGUCAUUUGGUAAAUGACGUGAAAUCAAAUAUUUCAACAAAACACAGAUUUAAGAAAUCCGGUUUAUAAAAUUAUUGAUUUGCUAAGUAAUUCUUUCAAAGCUAAAAUUGAUUUUAAACUUACAUGUCGGUGUACAAAUAUAAAAAAUCGCCAUAUAAACGUUAUAAAAAAGUCAAUAACAUAUAGUAUAUCCAUAUUUUUUAAUUAAACAAUGGAAAUUGGUAUUUUUUGCAUACAAUUUUAAAAUUUAUACCUCCAUCGAUUAAGAUUUGAACACUGAUCUAAAUAAAUAAUACAAUUUAGCCUAAAUAAAAAAAAUCAAAGUUAUUAAUUCAAUUGCAAACAGAUUUACACAGUUCUUCAUAUGCAAGUUGUAAAAAAAAAACUAUGUAUGCCUUCAAUCAAGUGCAUUUAAUUUCAGUUGAAACAUUCUCAAGUAGAAAACACAAAACAAGACUGACGUUUUAUCGAAAAAUUCUAUGCUAAAAUUAAAUUUCCACAAACAAAAGAAAAGUUUAAAAGCUUUCUUAUACGACGACUAUUCAACUAAGUUCGAAGUUAGCAACUCUGGGUAUUCAACGGUGGAUUGUUCAUCACGUAAAUGCACUUCUGAGUAUUCAGAAAUAAAGCUAUAACGGAAAUUGUUAAUCGUUUUCUUCUCUGGUACAGGCAAAGUAAAAAUAAUGUUGUUGCAAUUGAAUAUUUAUAAUAAAAAAAUUUAAUUUUUAUAAACAACACUUCCAACACAAGACGUGUGCACGUACUCGCUGUAAUUCAAUUUCAAUUCAUUUUGUGAAUUACUUGCAUAUUCAUUUCCAUUUAUAACAGAACUAUAAGGUUCUUUAAACAAACCAAUAGAAUUUCCUUUUUUAGCACGUAAGAAGAAGAAUAGAAGUUAAAAAAUCUAUCGGUGUGAUCUUGUGGCGUAGGUACUGUACAAUGAAAAAAAAAAUUAUGAGUGUGUUAUUACACUUAGAGGAAAAUGUUGUGCGAAUUUUAUUGAUUAAA
Messenger RNA from Phymastichus coffea, 3631 nucleotides. RefSeq names its product membrane-associated progesterone receptor component 1 (gene MSBP). The transcript is spliced from 3 exons. Lineage: Eukaryota; Metazoa; Arthropoda; Insecta; Hymenoptera; Eulophidae. The record is from RefSeq and is a predicted model, not a curated record. Bases 768 to 1355 code for a protein of 195 amino acids. Gene Ontology annotation, cellular component: membrane; endomembrane system.